UCUUAAAAUGGUGCAGCCCUUAGGGUUUGGAUGUGAGUUGAAUUACGGGGGUGUAUGGGGGCAAACUGGUCAUUGUCCGUUCGAGUCAAGAGGUUAUCCUAAGGCUGUACAAUUCGCGACAAUGAAAAAUGUAUUUGGUGGACAAGAAGACGAAUUACCAGCUCACCCUCAGGACCCAAUACUGAUACACCAGAAAACAUUUGAAAACACCACUAUUAAAAAAUGUCAAGCUAUCGAAUUCCCGAUUCAACUGAACGCGACCACCGUCGACAAAACUUCAAGAAUUUAGAAAUUAUACGAAGAGCAUUGUCGAAAGUGAUUGAACCCAUGCAUUGUGUCAAUGUAUUAUUUGAUCCAAAAAAAAUAACUUGUAGUCUAUGUGUGUAAAUAUUUAAAACAGCUGCAUACGUUGGCAAGCUGGAAUUGAAAGAUCCAUUAAAAAUAAAUUUUUCUAAUUCUUUUUAAUUCUUUUAUUCACUGCAGGUUAACUUAUGUUGUUGCUGCAAAUUUGACUAAGAAAUGUGAUUACUUUCUGCCUUGUUUUAAAUAAUGUUAUUUGCUUUGUGAUAUUUGUUUUGGAAUGACAUAUCUUAGGUAAGUUGUACAAUUCAGAUCGACAUUAUUAAACUGGAACAGUGCAUUUAUAAUGGUUACAGUUGUGAAGUGGUAGUGUUUGUCACCGAUGUUUUCUCAAAACUCGUGUUUCUUAGGGCGCUUUCUCCGGGAAUUACCAUGAUGGUAGUUUUAAAACAUCUUUUGGAUAUUUUUAAUAUUGUCUCUUAAACCAGUUAGCUUCGCGUGUUUUCUCCUCUUUUUAUAAUCUUCAGUAUUUCAUGUAAAAUUUUGCGACGGUUACGGCAUAAUUUUGAUUUAAAUAUGAUUUGAUGUACAUUUCAAGGAAGUUCUGUAAGCAACAACCAUACGAUAAGCGAACUUGCUUUUAUUUUUAAAUACUUCUGUAUGCCUUGCAGAAUUUAUUUCUCAACGAAAGUAAACUUUUUUUUGAGAGGAUUAUUCAUGGUAUCCAAUAACUUGGUCAAGUUUGUGAUGAUGUUUGUUGAGAACCAUAGAAGGUUGGGAUUUUGCACAUUCGAGGCGAGGUUUGUUGCCAUUUAUAAAUGUUUUGAGGAGAGAGAAGUUUCAGGUUGAAUGCACUUUAUGAGGACAAUAAUUUGUCAGAUUUUUCACUGCAGUUCCUUGUUUUUGACCUUCGUCUUUUGUUUAUGCCACAUUUUCAUUGAAAAUCGUUUCAUCAUUUACUGUGCAUCUUUUGGUGCUUGGGUUACAGUAUGCUCACAUUACCUUCACUGACUUUUUAAAAGACUUUACUGCCUAGCAAAUAGCAC
Loa loa (African eye worm) is the source of this 1346-nucleotide messenger RNA. RefSeq lists its product as hypothetical. The transcript has 2 exons. The record is from RefSeq and is a predicted model, not a curated record. The coding region runs from base 8 to 289 and encodes 93 amino acids. NCBI's taxonomy places the organism in Eukaryota, Metazoa, Nematoda, Chromadorea, Rhabditida, Onchocercidae.